Messenger RNA from Stylonychia lemnae, 1041 nucleotides. NCBI's taxonomy places the organism in Eukaryota, Ciliophora, Spirotrichea, Sporadotrichida, Oxytrichidae. The record is from the annotation of a GenBank genome assembly.
AUGAGUCUAAGCCUGGUUAGCCUCCUCCCAAAGAAGUUUUACUAUCAGAUUAGGAGAAGUAGACUUUUGGAAAUAGAUGCCCAUCUGGAUACAAAAAGGUUAAAAUGCUAGGAAAGUAUGAUUGUUUUAUUUUUCAUUAAUUUCAGAGGUGGUAUUGCAGUUGUAUGGCUUGGGUAAAAGAAUGGUGAGUAUGUAGCGAUGAAAUAGUUUCCAAAAUAAGGAUCGGAACAUAUUGCUUAAUUACUUGAUUCAGUUGAGGAUAAGAAAGACCUUUGGCUUAUUUAUGAGCUUUGUAAAGGCAGAAGCUUAAAUGAAUGUUUAUUCGAAGUUAAGGGAGAGUUUUAUAAAGUGAAAGAUUUUAUCAUUAGAAUGUGUGAAGCUCUAUCACUAUUUAGUAGACUUGGAAUAGUCCAUGCAGAUUUAAAGCCAGAUAACAUUCUCAUUGAUUAUGAUGAAUAGAAUAAACAAUUAAGAUCUUUAAAGAUAAUAGAUUUCGGUUCAGCUUUUAUGUUAAGCGCAGAUGGUAAAAUGCUUAAAGAUUAAAGAGAAUUUGCGAUGAGCACUCCAGAAUAUUUGCCGCCAGAGAUCUAACAAUAUCUAUCAAGAAGGUUCACAUCAUAGAAUAACUACACUAUAGAAGAUUUUUAAGAGUGCGCUUUCGUAUUUGAUAUUUGGAGUUUAGGUUCUAUUUUGCUAGAAAUUUUAUCUGGUUUUCCUAUUUGGUUAUCAUUGAAAAGUAGAGUGAAAGGGCUUGAUGGUAGACAUAUUAUUAAUUAUGGUAUAUUUGGUGUAUAAGGCCGUGAUAAUUCGAAAAUCCUAUAAAAAUAGCAUUAAACAUUGUCAAAUGGCAUGCCGACCUUGAAAAAGGUAUUAAAAAAGGGAUUUGAUGCUGGUGGGAAUAUCCUUAUCGAUAACAGUGAAUUUAUGGAUGUCAUGGGCUAAAUGCUUGACUGGAACCCAAACACAAGAAUAUCUCCAAAUGAUGUCCUCAAACAUAAGUUUCUUUAAUAAGCGCUAUAGCAAGUUUAGUAAUUACAGUGA